Helicoverpa armigera (cotton bollworm) is the source of this 3659-nucleotide messenger RNA. RefSeq lists its product as uncharacterized. The record is from RefSeq and is a predicted model, not a curated record. Lineage: Eukaryota; Metazoa; Arthropoda; Insecta; Lepidoptera; Noctuidae. Bases 180 to 3377 code for a protein of 1065 amino acids. Gene Ontology annotation, biological process: DNA integration. The transcript is spliced from 2 exons. Gene Ontology annotation, molecular function: nucleic acid binding.
CUAGGCUUUUGCAUUAAGCAACAUAUUGCCUUUACUUUUUUAAUAGGCUCUUUGCGACAGUUAAGCGCCUGGACAUAUUUUAAUAGCAAAUCUCGCUUUGAAUCUUUGUUUAAAAUUUUCAUCAGGCAUUUAAAUAGAAGUUAGAUUACUGUUGUAGCUUUAUUAAAUAGUAACUAAAUAUGUCUGACAUUAAAACGCUUAUUAAAAAGCGAGCUGCGCUUAAGGCUAAGCUUACGCAGUUCACAAAUUAUUUAAAUGUAGUCAAGUCUUGCGAAAAGUUAAGUGAGACUCAGCUCAUUGAACUUGAACAACGGUUAAUUGCGUUCGAAAAUUCAUAUGAGAAAUAUGACACGUUACAGAUCAGCCUGGAAGAAGCAGUGGAGGAACCCAGUGAGCAAUAUGCGGAACGCGAGGAAUUCGAGAACUUGUACUACGCGCUGCUUGCUUCUGCGCGUCAGCUGGUCGGCAACGCUCGCCGGGAGUUGUCGGCGGAUUCCGCGUCUGAGGUUGUAUCUGGUACUUCUCACACACACAAACACACAUCAGUUCGUCUACCCAAAAUUGAUUUACCUAAGUUUUCUGGCAGCUAUCAUGACUGGCUAGAAUUUAGGGACACAUUUAUUUCCAUCAUACAUAAUAAUGAGAGCAUAGACAAAAUAAACAAACUGCAUUAUCUUCGUGCUUCUUUAAAAGGCAGUGCCUCUCUCAUUAUUGACAAUUUAGACUUUAGGUCAGAUAAUUAUGACGCCGCUUGGAAGUUGCUCUGCUCAAGGUAUGACAAUAAGAGACUGCUUGUUAAUAAUCAUGUUCAAGCCAUUUUUAAUGUAAACAGCAUCAGCAGAGAAUCAAGUAAGGCAUUACGUCAUUUAGUUGAUACAGUUAACAAAAAUUUAAGAGCUUUGUCCACUCUUGGUCAGCCUGUACAGUAUUGGGACACUCUUAUUAUCUACAUCAUGACCAGUAGGCUUGAUCAGGUGACGAAUCGUGAAUGGGAAGAGCACAGGAAUUCGUUGUCUGACCCUCCAACGUUAGACAUUUUCAUUAAUUUCAUCAGCAAUAGAGCUGACUUAUUGGAGACACUAGAAGAGUCUAGACCUUUAAAAUCUAGGUCUGAAGGCACUGCUGACAGUUAUCAUAGGUCAAAAUCUUUUGCAUUAACAUGCGAUUCUUCAAACUUAAAACUAUUAUCUUGUCCCAUGUGUAAGGAAAAGCACUUCAUUUUUCAGUGCGACCAAUUUAGAGCUUUACCUGUUCAGGAUAGGAUCAAGAAAGCUCACGCUUCAAAAGUUUGUCUCAAUUGUCUUCGACCAGGUCAUCACGCACAAACAUGCAGGUUAAGUCAUUGUAAAUAUUGUCCUGAAAAACAUAAUACUUUGCUGCACACUGAUAAAGAAUCUCCUCGCACACAAAACAUAGUUCUUUCUGCGAAUCACCUAAAUACUGCAAAGGUUGUAUUACUGUCCACAGCGGUCGUGAAGGUGUCCGACGCUGAAGGCAACCUCCAUGAUGCCAGACUGUUGUUGGACAACGGAAGCACUGCGAACUUCGUAACUGAAGACUUCUGCCGCAAGCUACGUAUCCACUCUUAUCCCAUUACAUCUAAUGUAAAAGGCAUAAAUGACCAGUCUUCGAUAUGCUCACGUGGCUGUAUAAUUUUAAUUAAGGCAGGCCAUAGUGAGUUUGAGAUAGAGUUGGAUUGCUAUGUCAUAUCACAAGUUUCUUCUUCUGUACCUAAUACUUUUAUUCAUACAGAUAACAUUUGUUUACCUAGCAAUAUAGUUCUUGCCGACCCUAACUUUUAUACUCCGUCUUCCAUCGACAUCCUUGUCGGAGCGGAAGUAUUUUGGGGUAUCAUAGGCAUGAAUCGCAUUCCGCUAGGGAAAAACAUGCCUACCUUAGUAGACUCAAAAUUAGGCUGGAUAGUAACAGGCGUUGUACAGCAGCCUAAUCAUUCAUUUCCUCACACUGCUUUUCUUACUCUUACAGACGAUUUACGGCUGGGUUUGAAUCGUUUUUGGGAGCUGGAUUCAGUACAUCCACAACACAAACAGACAUGCGAGGAGCGAUCCUGCGAAGACAUUUUCGUAGAGACCACCUAUCGCGAUGCGGAUGGACGGUUUGUUGUUACAAUUCCUCUUAAAGAAUCGCCUGACGUGUUAGGUGACUCAUAUUCAAUGGCCAAGCGUCGCUUUCUUUCACUUGAACGUCGUCUGGCCAAAGACGCUUACUUAAAACAACUUUAUGUCAGCUUCAUGACCGAGUAUAUAGAGUUAGGCCAUAUGUCUGAAUAUAACAGUCACCUUAACACUACGUCUUCUUACUCUAAUUACUUGCCUCAUCAUGGAGUAUUGAACGAGUCAAAGUCUACAACCAAGCUUAGAGUUGUCUUUGAUGCUUCAGCUCGUACUACAUCAGGUAAGUCUUUUAAUGACAUUCAAAUGGUUGGGUCUACUCUUCAAGAUGACCUUCUAUCCAUAUUGCUGAGGUUUCGCCAACAUAUGAUAGUCGUAAGAGCAGACAUCGAGAAGAUGUAUAGAGUUACUAUCGUAAACGACAUUCAUAAACCUCUACAAAAGAUAUUAUGGAGAGCAGAACCGACACAUCCCUUAAAAACCUACACUCUAAAUACAGUGACGUAUGGCACUGCUUCUGCCCCAUUCCUAGCAACUAGAUGUCUCAUGCAGCUUGCUCGAGAGUGUGAUGAUCCAUCAACGCGCUCUACCAUAGAGCAUGACUUCUAUGUUGACGAUUACCUUUCUGGAAACUCAUCUAUUAAGGAAACGAUAGACAAGUGUCGACAUGUUAUUGAAGUCCUUAAGUCUGGUAAGUAUAACUUACGUAAAUGGCAAUCCAAUUCACCUGAUGUACUAAAGGCCAUCUGUGAGGAUAGAGUCGGUUCAGAUUUCGUCACUCUUAGUGAAAAUGAAACGUCGAAGACUCUAGGUCUACACUGGAGGUGCUCUACGGACACAUUUUCUUUUUCUAUUAGCGUCACUCCCAGUAAUAGUACUACGAAACGUCAGAUUUUGUCCACAAUUUCCCAAAUAUUUGACCCGAUCGGCUUAGUUGUUCCCUGCAUAGUAGAGGCUAAGAUUCUAAUGCAGAAUUUGUGGCUUACAGGUUGCUCUUGGGAUGAACCCGUUCCUGAAGAGAUUCAGCAUGUUUGGAGUGACUUCCUACACACCCUUCCUCGUCUGAAUGAACUGAACAUACCCCGCUGGGUCACUUGGCGCAUCACUCGGGUGCUUCCUGGCAGAGACGGCAUAGCAAGGGUCGCCGACAUCCAUACACGAAAGGGUGUCAUACGGCGCGCCUUUAACACCAUCUGCCCUCUACCUGUCGCUGUUGAAGACUCUUCAACGGGGGGAGGAUGUUGAGUCACAUACUCAAUACCAUCGCGCCGGGUGGAGCCACCGGCGACUGCACGAGCGACGAGUGCCGGCUGCCCCGCGCGCCCUUCACAUCAGUCACCUGUUGCACCGCUUCGAGCACGGCUGCGCUUACGCACUUCUUAUUUUCCGUCGCGUUAAUAUUGUAACAUAUUGUAACAGUCCCUUAUUUUAUUAUACCAUUUUAUACAGUCCACCAAGUUUAAUUUACCAUCCGAAUCAUCAUCUAAUACAACACAUCACUGAGCUAUCGUCGCGAUCAAAUAUAAA